AUGGGAAAAACAAUCAACAUUUCAGAUGAUAUGAUUCAGGAAGUUUUAUGCAAACUGCCGUUGAAAUCUGUGUUGAGAUUCAAGUGCAUCUCAAGAAGCUGGCUUUCUUUAAUCUCCACCAAACACUUCAUCAAACAACACCUCAAGAUAUCGAAAUCGAGCACCGACGACGACGAAGACAACAAGCUCUUCUUCAGCUUCAAAUUGAAUCAAAACUUUUAUCGUUUCUCCGGUUUCGGAUCGUGUUCUCUCGGUAACGAGCCCAUCGUCAUGACUCCUCAUUUCGAUGAUCAUCUAACGCGUAACCCUAUUCUGAUUGUGGGAUCGUGUAAUGGGCUAAUACUCAUCAACAUUAAUGAAAGUAGCAAGAAACUACUUUUAUGGAAUCCUUUAACUAAAGAAGUUAAUGACAAUACUCCACCUCCAUGUUUUGACGAUAAAAAUCAAGAUCGCUCGAUUUAUGGGUUUGGGUACGAUGAGGCGCAAGACGCGUACAAGGUUGUCUGCGUUGAACUCUCCUAUAAGUGUCCCUAUGCGGCACAUAUGUAUAGUUUCAAGACCGGUUCUUGGAAGAAAAUCGGGAAUUUCGACAAGGGUUUUCUCGAUGAGAAUCAUGCAAAGUUUGUGAAUGGAAGGUUCCAUUGGUUGGCUUGGACAGCUACACGUUUCUCUUAUAGGGUUCUUUUCGAGAUUGUUUCUCUUGAUUUGGCCGAGGAGAAAUAUGAAAGCAUCGGAGGUCCAAAAUGCUUCUCAAAUCAUAAUGUUAAUAAUCAUGUUUUAAAGUUGGAAGAAUUGGGAGGAUUUCUUAGUUUGGUGGUUACGAAGAGAUGCGAGCAUGAUGUAAAUGUUUGGGCUAUGAUGGAGUAUGGUAAUGCAGAAUCUUGGACUAAGGUUUGGAAACUUUCCAAUUUUUGUACCUAUAAAGAUCGGUUUCUUCAUCAGUUUCUUCAUCGUUAUCCUAUUGAGGCGAAGCCAUUAUGUUUGAAGAAGAAUGGAGAUAUUGCAGUGGCUUUUGGAACGAAUAUAAUUGUUUAUAACAGCAAGAAUGAGAUGCGUAAGUCUCCUAUUAAUACGCUUGGUGUUUGUAUAGAGCAGUUCACUGUCUAUCGUGAAAGUUUAGUUUCACCAUUUGGUGAUGUAUAA
Molecule: messenger RNA, 1143 nt
Organism: Erythranthe guttata (spotted monkey flower)
Lineage: Eukaryota; Viridiplantae; Streptophyta; Magnoliopsida; Lamiales; Phrymaceae
Product: F-box/kelch-repeat protein At3g23880
Molecular function (GO): protein binding
Source: RefSeq, a predicted model, not a curated record